Messenger RNA from Anthonomus grandis grandis, 2032 nucleotides. Its product is annotated as lipid droplet-regulating VLDL assembly factor AUP1-like. The record is from RefSeq and is a predicted model, not a curated record. Gene Ontology annotation, cellular component: membrane. NCBI's taxonomy places the organism in Eukaryota, Metazoa, Arthropoda, Insecta, Coleoptera, Curculionidae. Gene Ontology annotation, molecular function: ubiquitin binding. The transcript has 7 exons. Bases 242 to 1522 code for a protein of 426 amino acids.
ACAUUACCCGUGCAAAAAAAAUUGUGGAAAAUUGAAAAAAAUCAUGGGAUUGGGUUUGUUUUUUUCUAAUAAUUUCUUUUUCGUUUAAAACAUCUGUAUCGUAAGUUAAAGAGCGACUUUUCCUAUUCACACCUGCUUCAUUCGUCAUGUUAAAAUUGUCAAGCUCCUAAGAUUACCCUAUUUUAACACGCAAUAUUUAUCUUAUUCAAAGUGAAAGUAUUUAAUUUUUUCUUUGAAAAUAAUGGUAAAUUUGGAAAUUAAGCAGCUGGUUAAUAAAGCCAGGUUUCCAGAAAGUGAUGGAAGAAUCAUUUUAAAUGUGCUCUACUUACCCAUUGGAUUUAUAUUGUUAUUUUUAAGGGGCAUCUUUGCAUUAAUUCUAAUGUUAUUAGGCCAAGUUCUACCCGAAACUCCACCCAUUCAGAGCUUCUUAACGAAUUUGGCAUGUAUUUGCUUUGGUAUAACAGUGUCAGUAGAAAACAGUAAAAAGAAAGAACAUGUAGAUGUCUUUGUUAGUAACAGUUUGUCCAUUUUUGAUCAUGUAGCUGUUAGUAAAGCUGUUGGUACAGUUUUACCUCUAACCAAAACUCCAUUAAAAAACCUUCCAGCAUUUGGAAUCCCUGAUUUAGGGUCAGUAAAUAAUACAGAUACAUUUAAGAAGAACCUUGAAAGCAUUAGCAAGGAAAAGAAUGUGCCUAUAUAUGUGUGUCCAGAGGAAGCAUCUACUAAUGGUAGGGCCCUACUGAAAUUCAACUCAAAAUACUUCAAAUUUUUUCAAAAAGUUCAGCCUCUUUGUAUAACUAUCAAAAGGCCAUUAUUUGACUUGUCCAUAUCAACACUAAAGUCAACCUGUCUUAAUGAUAUAAUUUACUUUAUGUAUUCACCUUUUACCAACUACAGCAUCAAAUUCUUGCCUUCGAUGGAGAAAAAGUGCCUGUCAGAAGAUGAAUUUGCUGAAAUUGUUAGAGAAAAUAUUGCAUCGGAGCUAAAGAUUGAAGCAACUAAUUUUUCAUCAUCAGAUUUGUCAGAAUGGAGGAAAAGACAAAUUGUGGAAGAGAGAAGGAGGCAACUGGAUAGAGCCAACAUGCAAUACUUAAACAAUAGAAUGGCGAAUCCAGAGUUGGCCAGGAUGGCCGCUCAAGUAAAGGAGGUUUUGCCACAUGUUCCUGUUACUGCAAUUUAUAAUGAUUUAGCAUUUACUCGCAGUGUGGACACAACAAUAACGAACAUCUUGGAGGGCAGAGUGCGUUUCGUACCAGAGUCGAACUCCUCAAAUGCGACAUCGUCAUCUUCCGCGAGACCAGAAUCCUCCUCCUCGUGCUCCUCUUCUUCUGCUUCACCGACAAAGGGCGGCAACGCGGCCGCCCCCUCCCAAAUCAGUGUGGCCGCCUCCACGUUCGGGAAAACGGCGACGGAACGAACCCGAUCGUUCCAAGAACGGAAAGAGCAGCUGAUCGCCGCCGCCCGGAGGCGGUACAUCGAGAAACACAAUUUGGAAAAGAACAUCCCGUUGCAGCUGCUCUGAUCACUUUAACAUACAAAAGUUGAGUUCCCCUUUAGUUUUUUUCUUUAUAUACGUAGUUAUAUUUUAAUUUAUUCGGCAAUCAGAAUCAAAUAAUGGUUCUCCUACGGUUCUUUAUAUUAUGGCGAACGUUUUCCCUUAAUUUAUGAGAUCCAUUAUAUAGCUUCGAUGCAAUAACUAUUUGCUAGUUUUUUUUUGGACUGUUACAAGCAUAUGACUUAAUUAUUUAAUCAAAAAAUCAAGCGAAAUUUGAGGUUUUAUAUUAUGAAUUAAUUGAAUCCUAGGCAAGAGAUAGACAUAUUAUAUUGUUGAAAUAUGUAGCUACCCGCUCACUAUACCGGGCGUUUCUCAAUAGUGGUUUCGAUGAAUCAUUUUUGGGAGGUCCACUUUUAAUAAUAAUUAAACUUUCUUAGUUAAGCAUGCAAAAAAACUUUAUUUUCUUAUUAAUCAUUGAUUAUGAUGAUCUUUUUUGUUGUUUUAAGUAAAUAUAUAAAUUAUUAAAAAAUCCUAAAA